GCCAAACACAUUCCUCUGAAAAAUCCCUGUAUGGGAAUGAUACUUUCAAUUUUGUCAUUCAUAUCUCACUAAACGUGCCGUGGCUUACGAAAUUUAAACAGCCAGAUUGAAAAACUCUUGUAGAACUUUUACAAUGUUCAGAUGCUUCAAUCUUCUUCUGCUGCUGUUUUGUCUGGUUUAUCACAGCGGAAACACAUAUAAACCUGUGUCAGGAGAAAAGAGAGGAAACAUCAGACUCAGAUGUGAACAUGAGGACAGUAAUAUUGUUCACAUUGAGUUAUUCCAUUGGUCAAGAGACAUAUCUGUGUGUGAGACUGAAGAAUGUAGAGGACGAGUGUUUAAAGAAGGAAACUGUGACGUCGUCAUCAAGAAUCUGAUCUUCAGUGACGCUGGGAAAUACACUUUGAGAAUCUAUUACAAUAAUGAUCAGACAGAGCUGAAGCCAAAUAAUGAUCAGAUAGUGCCGAUGGAAAACAAGGAGUGGACGUACCGUCUUCAUAUUCAUGAUGAGAUUUCUGUGAAAACAGGCGAGGAGCUAAAGAUGUCUGUUCUGGUGUUUAAUGCUGAUAAAGUGAAGACAAACUCUAGUGGAGAGUGGAAGGAGGUUUGGACGAGAGAUCACGGGGUUCAGAGCGACCGAAUGAAUGAUACUGAUGGAAACCUGAUCAUUAAAUCAUUUCUGGACAGUGAUGCAGGAACAUACAGAGUUCUGGACACUGAAGGAGAAAUCUUGAUCACAGUCACAAUCACAGCAUCUGGUACAGAAUCACCGGAAAAACACAAAAACACAGAUAUAGACCAAACGAAUGACACUGGACAACACAAGAUCCGGAUUGGAUUGUCAGUUGUCGUGUGUUUGCUGAUUCUGGCUGUGAUUUCUGUCAUCAUAUGGAGACGUCAGCACAGAGAUCACACACAGCUUCCAGCAGAAGAGACACAGAUACAGAUCCCCUGUGACAUUGACAUUGACACAGGAACUGGAGAAACUAUAAUGAUCUUCACUGAACACCUGAGAUCCACUGGUUACUUGUGA
Carassius carassius (crucian carp) is the source of this 1033-nucleotide messenger RNA. RefSeq lists its product as uncharacterized. The record is from RefSeq and is a predicted model, not a curated record. NCBI's taxonomy places the organism in Eukaryota, Metazoa, Chordata, Actinopteri, Cypriniformes, Cyprinidae. The coding region runs from base 134 to 1033 and encodes 299 amino acids. The transcript has 7 exons.